Molecule: messenger RNA, 481 nt
Organism: Chanos chanos (milkfish)
Lineage: Eukaryota; Metazoa; Chordata; Actinopteri; Gonorynchiformes; Chanidae
Gene: sec61g
Product: SEC61 translocon subunit gamma
Exons: 4
Coding region: 109-315 (68 amino acids)
Biological process (GO): protein targeting; intracellular protein transport
Cellular component (GO): membrane
Molecular function (GO): transmembrane protein transporter activity
Source: RefSeq, a predicted model, not a curated record
AGGCUACGUCAGCCUUUCCGUAAAUUUUCAGCCUCCUUGAAGUACGUGGCUUGUUAGAGAAGUAAAGCUGCCUAACUACCUACACAGCCCAAAUAUCGGCCCGUCACCAUGGAUCAGGUUAUGCAGUUCGUCGAGCCUAGCCGGCAGUUCGUGAAAGACUCAAUAAGACUUGUCAAAAGAUGUACCAAACCCGACAGGAAAGAAUUCCAGAAGAUUGCUAUGGCAACAGCUAUUGGAUUUGCAAUCAUGGGCUUCAUUGGAUUCUUUGUCAAACUUAUCCACAUCCCCAUCAACAAUAUCAUUGUUGGCGGUUAAAUCCCUAGGAAUGUAAUAAACCCUUCAAGCCAUUUGAAACCAGAGACAGUGUUGGCAAGAGGAACCGGGGCGGGGAGGGGGGAACGACUUUGUAUAAUUAUCCUUUUUCUUUUUUUGCAUUGCGAUAAUUUGUAUUUGGCUGCGUUAAUAAAAACAGUGAAACACU